Scheffersomyces stipitis CBS 6054 is the source of this 1590-nucleotide messenger RNA. RefSeq names its product aspartyl aminopeptidase (gene DNP1). Gene Ontology annotation, molecular function: zinc ion binding; metalloaminopeptidase activity. The record is from RefSeq and is a predicted model, not a curated record. Lineage: Eukaryota; Fungi; Ascomycota; Pichiomycetes; Serinales; Debaryomycetaceae. Bases 6 to 1475 code for a protein of 489 amino acids. Gene Ontology annotation, biological process: proteolysis. The transcript has a single exon. Gene Ontology annotation, cellular component: fungal-type vacuole.
CAAUUAUGUCUACCGAAAGACCAUUGAAGUACGCUCAAAACUUCGUUGACUUUGUCAAUGCCUCUCCCACUCCCUACCAUGCUGUGAACUCAGUUAAGUCGCACUUAGUAGAAGCUGGUUUUACAGAAUUGUCAGAAAGAGCCAACUGGAACUCAAAAUUAGAAAAGGGUGGUAAAUACUUCGUCACUAGAAAUGGCUCGUCAUUGGUUGGUUUCACAGUUGGGGAACAGUUCAAGAACGGAAAUGGGAUUGCCAUUGUAGGUGCCCAUACUGAUUCUCCAUGUUUAAGAAUCAAGCCUAUAUCCAAGAAGACUUCUGAAGGCUUUAUUCAAGUCGGUGUUGAACAGUACGGUGGUUUGAUUGCCCAUUCGUGGUUUGACAGAGACUUGUCGAUUGCCGGUAGAGUAUACGUCCAAGAAAAUGACGAGUUCGUGCCAAAGUUGAUCAAGAUCGAUAAGCCAUUACUCAGAAUCCCAACCUUGGCUAUCCAUUUGAACAGAGAAGUUAACACUAAGUUUGAGUUCAACAAAGAAACAAAAUUGGUGCCUAUUGCAGGUCAGGUUGCUUUAGAUAAGAACGAAAUUGCUAGCAAGAAAGCUGAAAAGAAAGCUCACUCUUGUGCUGAUGAUCCUGACUUACAAUUGACUCCAGAACAAUUCGAAUCAGUCCAGAACGUCAUUCUGAGACACAACCAAUCUUUAAUCGAGUUAAUCGCAAAGGAAGUCAAUGUACUGCCAAGCCAGAUUGAAGAUUUUGAAUUGCUUCUUUUCGAUCACCAGAAGUCAACGAUCGGUGGAUUGAACGACGAAUUCAUCUUUUCCCCACGUUUGGAUAACUUGACAUCAUGUUUCACAGCCACGGUUGGUUUAAUUGAGUCCACUGAAUUUUUGGCCAAUCAAAAGUCAAUCUCGUUGAUUUCAUUAUUUGACCACGAAGAAAUUGGCUCUGUUUCAGCUCAAGGUGCUGAUUCCACCUUCUUGCCAGAUAUCAUUCAAAGAUUGACUAAAACCGACUUUGGUGGAAGUCUGAACCGUGAUUACUUCCACGAGACGAUGGCCAAAUCAUUCUUGCUUUCGUCUGAUAUGGCCCACGGUGUGCAUCCAAACUACGGCGAAGCCUACGAAGCCCAAAACAGGCCUCAGGUCAACUUGGGUCCAGUCAUCAAGAUCAAUGCCAACCAAAGGUAUGCCACAAACUCUCCUGGUAUCGUGCUAUUAAAGAAGGUUGCCGACAAAGCCAACGUGCCAUUGCAAUUAUUUGUGGUGAGAAACGAUUCUCCUUGUGGCUCUACCAUUGGUCCAAUUUUGUCAGCCAAGUUGGGUAUCAGAACUCUUGACUUGGGUAACCCUCAAUUGUCAAUGCAUUCCAUCAGAGAAACGGGUGGUACAUUUGAUGUGGUUAGGUUAUCUGAUUUGUUCAAGUCCUUCUUUGAGCACUACUACGAAUUGGACGACAAGAUAAAGUGUGACCUUUAGAUACCUAGAUUUAUAUAUAUUAAUUAUUAUAUUGGUGGGAAAACGUUGCGGCUGGAGUAGCCAACUACAUUUCCAGCAGGGUAGUACGAACAUAUAAUAUAAGUCCCCCAAACUU